AUAGUUGACGCAUUCUCUGCAUUCUCAAACACGACGUUCAUUUGGAAAUAUGAGAACGAAAGCGAUUCACAUCUGUUCGACAAUCGUCCCAACAUUUACGCCAUGAAGUGGGUACCGCAACUGGACCUUUUAGGAGACUCACGGUUAUCCGCUUUUAUCACCCACGCUGGAAUGAACUCCGUUCUCGAGGCGACGUUCUUUGGUAAGCCAAUGGUUGUUAUUCCAUUGUUUGGAGAUCAAUACCUUAAUGCCAAAAACAUGGAACGCCGAGGAAUGGCAGUACUGAUCGACAAGAGUAAACUGAACAAGGACGUCCUGACAGCAGCGAUUGCUGAAGUGCUUCCGCGAAAUUCGUGA
Molecule: messenger RNA, 357 nt
Organism: Cooperia oncophora
Lineage: Eukaryota; Metazoa; Nematoda; Chromadorea; Rhabditida; Trichostrongylidae
Source: the annotation of a GenBank genome assembly